Paralichthys olivaceus (Japanese flounder) is the source of this 8194-nucleotide messenger RNA. Its product is annotated as plexin-A2. The record is from RefSeq and is a predicted model, not a curated record. Gene Ontology annotation, biological process: regulation of cell migration; regulation of GTPase activity; regulation of cell shape. NCBI's taxonomy places the organism in Eukaryota, Metazoa, Chordata, Actinopteri, Pleuronectiformes, Paralichthyidae. Gene Ontology annotation, molecular function: protein binding; semaphorin receptor activity. Gene Ontology annotation, cellular component: plasma membrane; semaphorin receptor complex.
ACCGUCUCCUUCUCAGCGGCUGACGGGGGAGAUGCUCACUGCUGUCCGGGUGACUUUACGGGCUGCAGCGCCCAUGGAGAUGAAUUAAGCGGCAGUUUAUCUCUCUGCAUCUGGCAUCAGGUCCGCACACAUCCGCUGACUGACCGACCGAAACGCACGGGACCUUCCAACACCGCAGGAAAAAAAUCCCGGGAUCUCCUGUCUCUACUCCUGAAUGAGUCUCCUCUCAUUUCAAGAAUGAUGUGAAGAUCACUUACGGAGGACAACACCGCACUUCAGCUCAUCUUUUCCAGAUUAAUCCUGCUCCUUGCUGAUACACGAUUCCCAGGGGCUGGUUUGAGCCUUGUGUUUUUUUGGGAAUGGGGACGUGCUUGGAUAAAGGAUGGACUUACUGCGGCCCCACUAAAGGUCACGGUCCUCCAAAGGUCAUGUUGUGGCCCAUGGCACUGUGGCUAUUGACUCUGAUCUCUGUAAAUCAAAAAACGACAGUUGGACAGACUCUGAAUACCUUUCAAUCAGAAAGGAGGGAAUGGUCGCUGAACCACCUGACUGUGCAUCAAUCCACUGGAGCUCUGUACAUCGGAGCUGUAAACCGAAUCUACAAGCUGUCGUCUAAUCUCACCCUCCUGGUGUCCCAUGACACAGGACCAGAGUAUGACAACAAAGCUUGUUAUCCUCCUCUGAUUGUGCAGCCCUGCUCGGAGCCUUUGGCCUCCACGGACAACGUUAACAAACUGUUGCUCAUCGACUACUCUCACAACCGACUGCUGGCUUGUGGCAGCCUCUACCAGGGCGUUUGCAAGCUGAUGAGGCUGGAUGACUUGUUUAUCCUUGUGGAGCCCACACAUAAGAAAGAACACUACCUGUCCAGUGACAACCAGACGGGGACAAUGUACGGGGUAGUCGUGCCCUCGCAGGGUCAGGAUGCAACUCUGUACAUUGGCACAGCUGUUGGAGGUAAACAGGACUACUUCCCGACCAUCUCCAGCCGCAAGCUCCCUCGUGACCCAGAGUCCUCCGCCAUGCUGGACUACGAGCUUCACACUGACUUUGUUUCAUCUCUCAUCAAAAUCCCCUCUGACACACUGGCACUCGUCCCCCACUUUGAUAUAUACUACAUCUAUGGCUUUGCUAGCGGCAGCUUUGUCUACUUCAUGACCGUCCAGCCGGAGACUCCAGAGAACGGGAUGCCUGCAGGCAGCUCCCCUGGCGACCUGUUCUACACCUCUCGCAUCAUCCGCCUCUGCAAAGGUGACAAAAGGUUCCACUCCUACGUGUCACUUCCUGUGGGAUGCGUACACAGAGGCGAGGAGUACCGCCUGCUUCAGGCCGCUUACCUGACCAAGCCCGGCAGGGUCCUGGCAAGGUCGCUCAACAUCAGUGCUCAGGAGGACGUGGUCUUUGCUGUGUUCUCCAAGGGACAGAAACAAUACCACGACCCUCCAGAUCACUCAGCCCUCUGCGUCUUCACCAUCCAAGACAUCAACACACGCAUCAAGGAGCGGCUGCAGUCCUGCUACCAGGGAGAAGGAAACCUGGAGCUGCACUGGCUGCUGGGCAAGGACGUGCAGUGCACCAAGGCGCCUGUUCCCAUCGAUGAUCACUUCUGCGGCCUGGAUAUCAACCAACCACUGGGGGGUUCUCAGCUGGUGUCGGGUCAGACAGUCUUCACCGAGAGCAGGGACAGGCUGACCUCCGUCACCUCCUACAUCUACAACGGACACACUGUGGUCUUCCUGGGCACCAGAAGUGGACGACUGAAGAAGAUCAGGGUGGACGGCCCUCUGGAGGGAGGAGUGCAGUACGAGACAGUGACCGUGAUGAAGGAUAGCAGGGCCAUCCUCCGGGACAUGGCCUUCUCUCUGGACAGGAACUCUCUCUAUGUCAUGUCUGACAAUCAGGUGGCUCAGGUCCCUGUGGAGGCCUGUGAGCAGUACGGCACAUGUGCUGAGUGUCUGAGCUCUGGAGAUCCUCACUGUGGCUGGUGUGUUCUGUAUAACAUGUGCUCGAGGAAGGAUCGGUGUCAGAGGGCAGAGGAGACCUUCCGUUUCGCCACUGACAUUGACCGCUGUGUGAAAGUUAUCGCUCAUCCGGACAGCAUUGCUGUCUCAGCACACAGUGUCCCUCUUCUGCUGGAGGUGAAUAAUGUUCCAGACCUUUCCGCUGGAGUCACCUGUUCAUUUGGCCAGCAAGCCCAAGUGGAGGGCCACGUCAAAGGGAACAGGGUCAUGUGUCUGUCCCCGGCUGGGAAGGAGGUCCCACAAAUACCAGAGGGACAAGACUGGGCUGGCGUAGAACUUCGUCUAAACUCAAAGGAGACGGGUCAAACGGUCGCCAGCACCGAGGUGAAGUUCUACAACUGCAGCACGCAUCAAACGUGUCUGUCCUGUGUAAACAGCACUUUCCGCUGCCACUGGUGUAAAUACCGCAACCUGUGCACCCACGACCCGAGCAGCUGUUCUUUCCAGGAGGGAAGAGUCAACGCCUCAGAGGACUGCCCUCAGCUCCUUCACUCUGGGGAAAUUCUCAUCCCGGCCGGUGAAGUCAGACCCAUCACCUUGAAAGCCCGAAACCUUCCCCAGCCGCAGUCGGGCCAGCGGGGCUACGAGUGCGUGGUGCACUUGCAGGGUGUCAGCCACCGUGUCACGGCGCUGCGCUUCAACAGCACCAGCGUGCAGUGCCAGAACAGCUCGUACAUGUACGAGGGUGUGAAGAUCAGUGACCUGGCAGUGGACCUCUCCAUCGUGUGGAACGGCAAUUUCAUCAUCGACAAUCCCGAGAAGAUUAAAGUGCAUCUCUACAAGUGCAGUGCCCAGCGGGACAGCUGUGGCAUGUGUCUGCGGGCGGAGAGGAAGUUCCAGUGCGGCUGGUGUAGCGGUGAGGGCAGAUGCACCAUGAAGCAGCAUUGUCCUCCCAUCUCCCCCUAUGCAACCCGCUGGCUGGACCUCUCAGCCAGGAACGUCAAGUGCACCAACCCACGCAUUACUGAGGUGAGCCCAGUGGCAGGGCCUCUGGAGGGGGGCACACUGGUGACCAUCCAGGGCCUGAACCUGGGUCUGUCCUUCUCUGAGCUGGAGGGUAACGUGGAGGUUGCAGGAGUGCAGUGCACCCCACAGGAGGAGGGAUACAUCACAGCAGAACAGAUUGUGUGUGAGAUGGCCGUGGCUCCUACAGGAAGCGCACCAGGUCCGGUCAGGCUGUGCGUUGGUGAAUGUAGACCUGAGCUCCGGGCACAGUCCUCCCAGCUCUACUCCUUCGUGAUCCCUACCAUGCUGGCACUGACCCCAGGCAGAGGACCUGAAUCUGGGGGCACCAAAAUCACCAUCGUUGGGGAGAACCUGGGAGCCGGCAGCUCUGUUAAUGUUUACUUUGGUAAUCAGACCUGUGAGCUGUACAGGAGGACCGUGUCGGAGAUCGUGUGCUUCUCUGCGCCGUCAGUAACCGGAGCAGGGCCAGUGCAGGUCAGUUUGAGAGUCGACCGGGCCAAAGUUCCUGGGAGUCUGGCCUUUGAGUACAUAGAGGAUCCGACGGUGCAGCGCAUUGAACCCCUGUGGAGCAUUACCAGUGGACACACCACCCUGACGGUGACUGGGACCAACUUGGAUGUUGUUCAGGAACCGCGAGUCCGGGUCAAAUAUGCCGGCCACGAAUCUGUGAAUGUUUGCAAAGUGUUGAACACGACCACCAUCAGCUGCUUCGCUCCCUCCCUGAAGGCCGAGUUCACCGCCGACCAGGAGACGAUCAAACAAGUGGACGAGUUUGGCUUCGUCUUCAACAACGUCCAAGCUCUGCUCACGUACAACAACACAAGCUUCGUCUACUAUCCCAACCCGUACCUGGAGCCCCUCAGCCUGUCGGGGGUUCUGGAGCAGAAACCUGGCGCUCCCAUCAUACUCAAAGGACGUAACCUGGUGCCUUCAGCGUCUGGUGGAGCCAGGCUGAAUUACACAGUGCUGAUCGGGGAUACGCCCUGUUCUCUCACUGUGUCCGACACUCAGUUACUCUGUGAACCACCAAACCUCACCGGGCAGCACAAAGUCCUGGUCCAAGUAGGAGGACUCCACAUCUCACCCGGGGAAGUUCACAUCCGCUCCGACAGCCUUCUCACGCUUCCUGCCAUCUUCAGCAUCACAGCUGGAGGAGGCCUGCUCCUCAUCAUCGUCAUCAUCGUCCUGCUGGCCUACAGACGCAAGUCUCACGAGAACGACCUGACUUUAAAACGGCUGCAGAUGCAGAUGGACAAUCUGGAGUCCCGGGUGGCUCUCGAGUGCAAGGAAGCGUUUGCAGAACUACAGACGGACAUCAACGAGUUAACCAGCGAUCUGGACAGAGCUGGCAUCCCAUACCUGGACUAUCGAACUUAUGCCAUGAGGGUUCUCUUCCCCGGCAUCGAUGAUCACCCUGUGCUCAGAGAGCUGGAGGUGCCGGGGAGCGGACAGGCGAAUGUGGAAAAAGCCUUGAAGCAGUUCGCUCAGCUGUUGAAUAACAAGGUCUUCCUGCUGACAUUCAUCCGCACACUGGAGCUGCAGCGCUCGUUCUCCAUGCGUGACCGCGGCUACGUCGCCUCGCUCAUCAUGACCGCUCUGCAGGGACGGCUGGAGUACGCCACAGACAUCCUCAAACACCUGCUGUCAGACCUGAUAGAACGCAACCUGGAGAGCAAGAACCACCCCAAACUGCUUCUCCGCAGAACAGAGUCGGUGGCAGAGAAGAUGCUGACAAAUUGGUUUGCCUUCCUGCUUCACAAAUUUCUCAAGGAGUGUGCUGGCGAGCCUCUCUUCAUGCUGUUCUGUGCCAUCAAACAGCAAAUGGAGAAGGGACCCAUCGACUCCAUCACUGGAGAAGCGCGCUAUUCCCUCAGUGAGGACAAGCUCAUCCGACAGCAGAUCGAAUACAAGACACUGACGCUCAGCUGUGUGAACCCAGACAAUGAGAACAGCCCAGAAAUCCCUGUCAAGGUGCUCAACUGUGACACCAUCACCCAGGUAAAGGAGAAGAUCCUGGAUGCGGUGUACAAGAACAUGCCUUACUCACAGCGACCGCGAGCCGCAGACAUGGAUCUGGAGUGGCGGCAGGGCAGAACGGCUCGUGUGGUCCUCCAGGAUGAGGACAUCACCACCAAGAUAGAGAGCGACUGGAAGAGGCUCAACACACUCAUGCACUACCAGGUGUCUGAGCGCUGUGUAGUGGCCUUGGUGCCCAAACAGAUGUCUUCUUUCAACAUCCCCUCCUCAGCCAGCUUCCCACGCAGCAUCAGCAGAUACGGUGUGGACGUACCCUUCCGCUCCACCCCAACCAGUCCCGACAGCCCCCACUCCCGUGUGCCCAUGCUGACCCCUGACAUGGAGAGUGGCGUCAAAGUUUGGCACUUGGUUAAGAACCACGACCACGGCGACCAGAAAGAGGGAGAGCGCGGCAGCAAGAUGGUGUCUGAGAUCUACCUGACGAGGCUGCUCGCAACAAAGGGCACUCUGCAGAAGUUUGUGGACGACCUGUUUGAGACCCUGUUCAGCACAGUGUGUCGAGGCACCGCCCUGCCUCUCGCAAUCAAAUACAUGUUUGACUUCCUGGAUGAGCAGGCUGACAGACACGGCAUCCAUGACAUGGAUGUUCGCCACACGUGGAAGAGCAACUGCCUGCCACUUCGGUUUUGGGUGAAUGUGAUCAAGAAUCCUCAGUUUGUGUUUGACAUCCACAAAAGCAGCAUCACGGACGCUUGUCUCUCUGUGGUGGCACAAACCUUUAUGGACUCUUGCUCAACGUCUGAACACCGUCUGGGGAAAGACUCCCCCUCCACCAAACUACUCUAUGCCAAGGACAUACCACAUUACAAGAGCUGGGUAGAAAGGUACUACGCUGACAUCAACCGCCUGCCUGCCAUCAGUGAUCAGGAUAUGAAUGCCUAUCUGGCUGAGCAGGCUCGCCUUCACUCCAGUGAGUUCAACGUGCUCAGUGCCCUCCACGAGAUCUACGCUUACGUCAGCAAGUACAGCCAAGAGAUCAUUGAGGCACUGGAGCAAGAUGAACAGGCCCAGAAGCAAAAGUUGGCGUAUAAAGUGGAGCAGAUCAUCUCAGUCAUGUCUACAGAGAGCUGAGACCCACACACACACACGUUCAUAUACAAUAUGUACACACUACGCACACACACACACACAAACACACACACAUACACACACACACACACACGUUCAUAUACAAUAUGUACACACUACGCACACACACAGUAACAGAGGAGUUAUAAAUCAAUCACCAACACAUGUGGACAUUAUGUACACACAUAAACACACUGAUGUAUACUAUGGACCUAUUGUAUAACCAAACAAUACAUACACAUUCAAACACACACAUGCAACUGUACAUACACAAACCACAGCACACAUCAAACAGCAGAUUGCCCCAAAGCACGACAUUUGCAUCCAGUGUCAUCGUUUUUUCAGAAGAAACUCCAGCAGGCAAACGUCCAGCUUCUAAAAAAUGCUCCUAUAUAUAGAGGGAGAGGAGAAGAAAGAGGAUACGGGCCGUCGUCGGUUGCUCAACUUGCUGCCAAUUCUUUUCCGCUGGGUAACGCUUUGUCUUUGUAGUCGGUGCUUAUACUAAAUGUCAUAAAACAGCACUUAAUAAAGGAAAGACUCAACUUGAAUAGUCACUGGAGGCGCUCAACAGAGACAGGAGCCGAUUUAAUGGCGAGACACAAAGUACUUUUUAUACGUCAAAGAUGAAGGACGCUUGUUCGAGGUACAUAUCACAGGCUCGGAGCGACCUCGCCAUUUGGAGCCAAUGGGAGCAGAGAUGUGUAACUUUGUGUUGUUAAGCCUUUUCCUGUUGCCUUGUAAAGGCUUAAAAAACUAAAGACCGUGGCAUCGUUGCUUUUCAUUCACCUACUUGAAACUCACUGUUUUAUUUUAGUUUCUUUGUUUUCUGAAUUGAAACUCUGCGUGGGUCAGAACACUAAACGCAAAGGUUGUCUUUGAAAAGGUGAGGCUUUAAUAAUCCAACGCCAAAAACUGUUGUGUUUAAAUUUGAAAUACACUGUCAGUAUGUAGAUAUAUUUCCAGAUCCACUCCCGGGCUUUUUGUGCCAAAUAUCUCUCAUGUUUCAUUCAUGUUAAAUGCUCCCGUAGACGCUAUUGAUAGUACGGAAAAAGAUCCCAUUUAAGAUAAGGAAUUCUGUACAGUGAUGAUCUAGAGACCACUAAUUCAGCCAUUCAAAGAUAAGUGGAGACCAAAUGGAACUGCAGCAGAGAGCAUGAUUAAUGAUGCUAUGAGCCUGAUCCAGGAUCAGAUUAGCUGACCCCGGCCGACAGCGCCGCUCCCUCCGUGUUUCAUCAGUCAUUGUUUACAUUGAGCAUGAUACUUGAAAUGCACCAAGUGUACAAGAUAUCGAGAACACCUGCUGCUCCUGUGGAGUAAUCUGCUCAGAUUAAGUCAGAUGAAGAUGUUGAUGCCUCGUUGAUUUCCCCAAUAAAUCCACUUUGAACGUAACCUGGAAAUUAAUCAUGGGGAGGGAAAAUGGAUUUCGAACCCUGGAGAUCUCGGAUCUUAUAAAGCAGGUGUUCCUCAUAUUCUGUACACAGAGUGGAUAUAUGUGAUUAAUGAUGUAUGUGUCUGGAUCAGCAGCUGGUCUUUGUAAAGUUUAUUCAUUAAAUGUCCGAUGCUUCACCGUGAUGUCUUCGCUUUACAUCCCGACUACUUCUAUGUUUCAUACGAUUCACGUUUUCAUUUGGCAUUUGGUGUAUAUGUGACCUGACUGCCUGUUGUCUCCUUGCUGCUGUAUUUAUAGAGUGCCAUAUCUAACCUUUAAAACAAUUAUCAUGACGAAACAGUCCGUCCGAGGUUUCACGCUCAUUCAGGGUUUUAGUUUUAACUGCGACGAUGAGAGACGAGCAUCGUUCUCUGCUCGCCUCGGUUUAAUUGUCCCAUAAAGAGUCACUGCGAUCGUCCGUCAAAUUAAUUCUGAAUAGCUUCUUUUCUACCAUUUCAGUAUCAGUGGGGUUAAUGUACUCCCCACAGGACCUUGAUUCAUGUUAAUCUAAAAGAUAAAGUAAAAUAGAUAAUAAAUACAUUUCCUGUUAAGUGUUGAAAUGUGACAGAGAACUCAUCUGUUUCAUGUGUGGUUCGAUAAUAAUGAUAAUUUAUAAAUGUGUUGUGCAAUAAACUGUAAUGUUUUUUUAAACUAUAUAUUAUUGUAUAAAUAC